Molecule: messenger RNA, 788 nt
Organism: Schistocerca americana (American grasshopper)
Lineage: Eukaryota; Metazoa; Arthropoda; Insecta; Orthoptera; Acrididae
Product: odorant receptor Or2-like
Exons: 6
Coding region: 123-788 (221 amino acids)
Biological process (GO): sensory perception of smell; detection of chemical stimulus involved in sensory perception of smell
Cellular component (GO): plasma membrane
Molecular function (GO): odorant binding; olfactory receptor activity
Source: RefSeq, a predicted model, not a curated record
GCGUAGCGCUGCCCGCCGUGCGCGGCCGCGUCUGCCCCGCGGCCAGCUGCAGGGCCAAGGACGGCUUCCCCGUGCUCGUCUGGUACCCCUUCCCCUUCACCGCGUCGCCCGCGUACGAGCUGAUGUUCGCCGGGGUGUCUCUGGGCUUCUUCUACGGCUACAUCCUGUCCACGACGCUGGACGGCUUCUUCGUGACGCUCAUCAUCUACCUGUCUGGCCAGCUGCGGCUGCUCAACCUGAUGGCAGAGAGCAUGUGCUCUGCGCAGCCUGCUCACAGCCGCAGGGACGUGGCCGCUCCAGCAGACACCUCAGAGGAGUGCGUGCGACUCAGGCUGGCGCAGUGCGUGCGCUACCACACCGACGUCGACAGAUGCGUACAGCAGCUGAGCACGUUGCUGGGACCCAUACUGCUGGGACAGGUGCUGGCUGACGUGGUCACCAUCAGCGCCACCGCAUUCGUCACCACCACUGGUAAGACAGACUCUGGCUGGGUCUUCAAGUACGGCUCAUACCUGGCUGCCAUUGCAGAGCAGCUACUGCUCUACUGUUGGUUUGGGAACGAUGUCCUGACAGAGAGCGAGCGCCUGCAGCUGUCGGCCUACAGCAGCCAGUGGGUGGGGGCCUCGCCUCGCUUCCGCAAGGAGCUGCGCCUCUUCCUGUGCCGCGCCCACCGCCCGCUGCGACUGACGGCCAGCAAGUUCUACACCAUCUCCAGGGAGACCUUCCUACUGCUGAUGAAUGCCUCUUUCUCCUAUUAUGCGGUGCUGAGGCAACUGAACUCCGAUUGA